Messenger RNA from Onthophagus taurus, 1272 nucleotides. Lineage: Eukaryota; Metazoa; Arthropoda; Insecta; Coleoptera; Scarabaeidae. The record is from RefSeq and is a predicted model, not a curated record.
UGACAUUUAAUAAAAUUAAUUUUAUAAGGUUAUAGGUUAGAUUCAAUUACUAAACAAGAUUGUAGAUUAAAGUAAAUAGUUAUUUGUAAAAUGUUUAUUGUACUUUUCGUUUAAUGUUUUUAUAUAAUUUAUAAUAUUUUUUAUAAUAAUCAUUUCAUUGCAAUUAUGGAUACACAACUGGAAAGUUAUCACAGUAAUGAUUUAACCACUGAAGGUUUUGAUUUACACGCCGGAAAAUCGUGGAUUUACCCCACAAAUUAUCCAAUGCGUGAAUAUCAAUUUCGAAUAACACAAGAAGCUUUAUAUAAAAAUACUUUAGUUAGUUUACCAACAGGUUUGGGGAAAACUUUUAUAGCUUCAGUGGUGAUGUAUAAUUUCUAUAGAUGGUAUCCAUCAGGAAAAAUAAUAUUUAUGGCCCCAACAAGACCUUUAGUUAAACAACAAAUAGAAGCAUGUUAUGAUAUUACGGGGAUCCCACAGAAUGUAACUGCAGAAUUAACAGGGACGAAGGCUCAAAUUUCGCGGGAGGAAAUUUGGAACACUAAAAGAGUCUUUUUUAUUACACCUCAAGUUCUUCAAAACGAUAUAGACACCUUCCCUGACUUGUGUAAACAAAUUAAAUGUAUAGUGAUUGAUGAAGCACAUAAAGCAAGAGGAAAUCACGCCUAUUGCGAAGUUAUAAGAAAAUUACAUGUUCACUCAAAAUAUUUUAGAGUGUUAGCUUUAAGUGCAACACCUGGAAAUUCAACAAACGAUGUGAUUGAUAUGUCUAUGAAUUUAUUGAUUUCCCAUUUAGAAGUGAGAACAGAAGAAAGCCCCGAUGUUGCACCAUAUGUGUUUCAAAGACAUUUAGAAACAGUUGUUGUUCCUUUAGGUGGAAAAUUGGAAGAGAUGCGAAAUAAAUACUUGAGGGUUUUAGAAAGAUAUGUUAAAGUAUUAAAAGAUAACAAUAUCAUAACAGGAAAUUGUGCAAAUUUAACCAAAGGAAAAAUUUUUAUGACAUUAAAAGAUUUCAAUCUUCGUUCAAAGUAUCAAAGACAUCCUAAACAUAGUGAAAUAUCUAGAACUUUAACUAUUUGUAUUACUUUAUAUCACGGAUAUGAGUUGCUUAUUAGGCAUGGGAUGAGAGGAUUUCUAAAUUUUUUUGAAGAGCAUAGCAAAAAAUCACUAUUGGAAGGUAAUUCACAGUUGUUUGCUGUGAUGGAUGAAAUGCAACAAUAUAUUGGUCCUAGACCUGAUAUUUCUUUAUUACCUGAUGGAACAAUACCACAA